Plasmodium relictum is the source of this 5073-nucleotide messenger RNA. RefSeq names its product conserved Plasmodium protein, unknown function. Lineage: Eukaryota; Apicomplexa; Aconoidasida; Haemosporida; Plasmodiidae. The record is from RefSeq and is a predicted model, not a curated record. The transcript has a single exon. The coding region runs from base 1 to 5073 and encodes 1690 amino acids.
AUGGAAAACAAAGAAAUAAAAAAUGAUGAAGUUUUAUUUUUCGAUACAAAUAGUAGUAUAAAUAAUCUGACAGGUGAUGAAAUUUAUUUUUAUUCUAAUGAUGAUACAAUUAUAUAUAAAAACAAUAAUUCACACAAACUGCAAAAAGGAACAAGUGUUAAUAAUAAUUUAAAUGCCUUAGAGAAAAAAGAUGAAACUGUAAAAAAAAUAAAUGAGUACAAUGAAAAGGAAUUUUAUAAAAAGAAAAUUAGCAACUUAAAUAAAAACAGUGAUGGAGAAAUAAAUUGCUAUUUCAGUGAAAAUGUUAAUAAAAAACAAAUUUUUGAAGAAAGAGAAAAAUUUGUAUUUGAACAUGAAUUUAAUAAAAUCAGUGAUAUAUAUAAUACAGAAGAAAUUAUGAAAAUUAUAAAUAACCUAAAUUCAAUAAGAAAAGAAAUAGAAACGGUAAUAUAUAAGAAGUUAGAAAAAAAAUAUAUAAAUUUUCUUGUAAGUACAGUGAAGAUUAAAAAUAUAGAAAACUACAUUACUAAUAUUAAAGAUUUAUUAUCAGAAAAUAUGAGUGAAUUAAAAAUUCUACAAAAAAAUAAAUAUAAAGAAAGCUUAGACAUCAUACACCUUUUCAAGAAAAAAAAAAGAUCAAAAAAAAUUAAUUUAGUUAUUUUAAUUAUAUAUGUUAUUUAUAUUUAUGAUAAAUUAAUUUUUAAAAAUAUUUUAAAAAGAGAUUAUGAAUAUUCAUCUGUAGUAUUUUACGAGUUAUUAAACUUUCUGAAUGAUAACAUAUUAUUGUUAAAUAAUAUUAAUUGUGUAUGUAAUUUAAAAGAAAAAAUGUUUUCCACAUAUUUUAAUAGAUUAAAACAAAAUAAUCAAACAAAUUUCGUUGACUUCCUAUUUUCUAACAAUUCUAAAAAAAAUCUAGAAACUCAACUAGAAAAAUCAAUAAAAAUCUAUUAUCUACUUUCUAAAUCAAAAAGUUAUAACUUUAUUGAUAAUUUUUUAGCAUAUGUUUAUCAGUGCUUUCAGAAAAUAUCAAAGCAAAUUAUUUUUUCAUUUAUAAUAGUCAAUAAAAAAAAAGAGAAAGAAAAAAAAAAAAUUAAUAAUGAUAAAAAUGAAAUUUCAUUUUUUUACAAGAACGAUUCAAAUAUUAAGGAAAAUAUUGAUUAUUUAGAAAAUUUUUUUCAUGAGAAAGACAAAGAAAUGGUUAAUAAUUUUAUAAAAGUUCAAAAAAAAGUUAAUAAUUCAUUAAAUGAAAAAUUACUAAAGGAAAAUACGAAUAAUAAAAAUUUAAGCAUAAGUAAACAUUUUACAGAAAAAAUUCCUAAUUAUGAAAAUAUUGACAUGACAUAUUCAACUUCAAAUUUUGACAAUAUUUUUUUUUCAAUAAAUGAUAAUAUAAACGAGUCACAUAUUUUUAUUAAUGAAAAUUCAGACAACAAUUUAAGUAAAGAAAAAAAAAAAGGUGUUUCAACAAAUAUUAAUAAGAGAAAUGAAAACUUCGAAAAUGAAAUUAAUCAAUUUCAAGAAGACAAUUUUUUAUUUAUACCUUUAAAUGAAUUGGUACAAAAAUUAAAAGAAAAAGACAGUUUGGUUUCUCUUAUUAAAAUAUAUGAAAUUGUAUUUGAUAUCUUAAACAAAUACGAUUUCAUGAUCAUUUAUUUAUUAAAUUGCAGUAACAACAUUGGAUCAAACGAGGUUUUACUAGAAGAAACAAAUGAUUCAAUUAUACAUAAAGAAAAAAUAGAAAAAAUUUUAAGUGAUGAUCAUAAUAAAUCAUCUAUUUAUCACAGUAAAAAUGAUCAAGAUGAUAUAUGCUUUAAUAAGAAUAUAAAGAAAAAUUAUAAUAAUUUAUAUGAUAAAAAAAUAGAAAAUGAAAAGUAUUCAAGUGAAAAUUUGAAAACUAAAAACUCACAUGAUGCCUUUAGUUUUUAUGAUAUAUACUCUUAUUGUAAAAGUAAAAAUUCAUACUCUAAUGAUUCAAAACUUUAUGAAGCAAAUAAUUAUGCUAAUUCAUUUAUAACAACAUUUUUUUUGAAAGAUUUUAAUAUAGAAAAUUGUAGUUUCUCAGAAAAUUGCUUAAAAAUAAAAAAAAAAAUUGAAAAUUAUUUAAAAGAUAAAAGUAUGAAGUAUAAUCAUUGCAAUGAGUUCUUAAACUUUACAUUAGAUAAUGCAGAUAAAUUGUUAAACUCAAAAGAGAAAUUUUUAAAAAAUAUAGAAAAAGUAAUAAAAACAAUUAUUGAAAAUAUGCAAUUCCAUAAUUUUAGUUUUAAUUACAUUUUUGGAUUUAUUGUUAUAACUAUUAUAUUUUGCUUUAAUUCUUUUCUCUUUAAAUUUAAUUGUUCAAAUAAUAAAAUUUAUAAAUUAAAAAAAACUAAAUACUACGGUACCGAAAAAAAAGAAAAUCAAUCAGAGCAUAAAAAAAAUAUCAAAAAAAAAUCUAACAUUUUGGAAAAAAAAGAAUCAAGUGAAAAUUACAUAUAUAAAAAAAAUGAUAAAAUUUUUAAUUUUAAUACAAGAGAAGAAAAAAAAAAAAAUGAAGAAAAUAUAGAUUUGACUCAAGAUAAAACAGAAAAAAAAACUGAACUGUGUCUAAAUUCAAAAGAUAAAGAAAAAAUGACAAAAAAAUAUAAAAAAAAUUUGACCUCAAAUAUUGAAAUACUAGAAUCAAAACAAGAAAAUAAAAAUAAUGAGACAAAAAAUGAAAAAGAAAAAUUAGAAAAAGAAAAUAUAAAUACAAAUAUUAUUGAUAAUCAAUUAAAUAUAAAAGACAAUGAAAAUAAUAAAAAUAAAGGAUAUAUAUCAAAUAUAGGAAAAAAAUUUGAAGAGUGUUAUAAUGAUGAGUUUGUAGGAAUUGAUAACUUUAAAAAGGAAAAUAUGUUUUUAAGCGAACUAAAGAAUGAUAUUAUUUUUGAGGAAAUGGAAAAAAAAAUUAAAAAUUACUUUUCUAAAUAUUUUUAUAUAAAUAUUAAAAAAUUAAAUGAUGUAAUAAAUAAAGAUAAUUGGAUGCGUAUACCAAUAAGGAUAAAUUAUCAUAUAUUUAACAAAAAAUUUAAUUUUUUUAAAGUUAUUUCUUUUUAUAAGAAAACCUUUUAUGAUUUUUUAAAUAAACCUUUUUCAGAAAAUCCUUUGAAAAACUUUAAUUUUAAAAAUCUAGAAGACGAAUUAUGCUUUGAUAAGGACUUAAAUGAAUGCGUUAAUUAUAACACAAAAAGUAAAUCAGAUGUAAAAUUAGUUGAUGAAUUAAAUAAUGUUACUUUAGAUAGCGUAAGUGAUAUAGAAAAUAUGUAUGAUAAUUAUGAUGAUGAAAAAUGUGAGGAAUCAAAUCUUAAUAAAGAAAAAAAUGAAUUAAAUAAUUUCGAAAUUGUUAAUUUUGAUACUAUUUUAUCUAACUCUAGCAAUGUAUUAGCAUCUAUAUUGCAAAAUUAUUUUAUUCUUAAGGAAUUGCUAUAUAAUUUAAAGGAAGAAAUAAACGAAUACAUAUUUAGAAUAAUUGAUUUUUAUCUAUACAUAAUAUGUUCCUUCUUCAUGAAAAGAAAAAACAUUGAAGAGCUAAUAAUUGAUCUCAAAAAAUAUAGUGAUAAAUUAAGCAUAAACAACAUUUUUUUUAUCAUAAAAAAACAAGAAAAAUACAAAGGAUUAUAUAAUUUUCUAAUUUUUCAUAAUGAAGAAAUUAAAAAGAAUAUUGAUAAGUAUAAUUUCUUACGUUUUAAUAAAAAUGAAUCAAAAUGUUCUCAAGCAAAAUAUGACUUGAUAAAUUUUAAUAAUACUGCUGAUAAUAGCUCUCAAUUCUUUUAUUUAAAUAAUUUUUGCAAAAUACAUAGUUCUACUUCUCUUUAUGCACUUUCAGAAAAAAUUAUUUCAAUAGAAUCUUUAUUCUGCUUAAUAAGUAAAUUAAAAGAAGAAAUAAUUAAAAAAUACGAUAAUCUAAAAAAAAAAGAAUGCGAAAAAAAAUAUAAUGAUAACGAUAAUAAGAAUGAUGAUAUAAAAUCAAAAAAUGGAAUUAAUAUUGAACACUUAAAAGAAAAGAAUAAGAAAAAAGAUGAAAAAAGUAUUUUUUUAAAUUUUUUAGAUAAAAAAUUAUCUAUAAUUGAUGAACUAAGAAUUUUAAUUUACUGUGAUUCUUUAUAUGACAUUAUUGAAAGCAAUAACUAUAUAAAUGAAAUAUUGAAAAUAAUAAAUGAAAUUUAUAGUGAAGAAAAUAAAAACAAAACUGGGAUAAAUGACUUAAAUACAAAAAAAAAAGAUUUAAAAAAAAAAUUAGAUCAAUAUAUGAAUUUAUAUUUAAAUAUAUUAAAUGAUACUAAAAGAAAAAUAAUGUUUUGCUGUGAAGGAGUCUUAUCAAUAGUUAUUCAUUACCUACUUUGGAAUUUAAUAAAUUACAUUUUUAAUUUAAAUAAUAUUGAAAUUGUGUAUAAAAUAAAAAGAGAAUUAAUGCCUGUUAUAAACAAAAAUCAUGAAAAUAAUAAAACAAGAACAAAUGAAAUUAAUCACAAUCAAAAAUCGUCUUAUAUUUCUAGAAAAAAAGAACCUGAAGAAAAGUUACAAAAAAAUAGUAGUGUUAUUCUGCUGAAUAAAUGUAAUAAAAAAAAUUCAAAAGUAAAAAUAAUCAAAACUGCAAAUGAAUUUGAUGAUUAUAAUGAAGAAGAUAAAGGAUAUUUAAUGCCUAUUUUGAAAUCGUAUUUUUAUAAAAUUUCAAAUGUUAUUAAUCAAAAUAUAAACAAUUUAGAAAAGGAAAUAGAACAGAAUGUAAAUAACGAUAUUAAAAUGAAAAAUAACAUCUAUACUAAUUUUUAUAAAGACUUAAAAAAUCCUCAUAACAAAAAUUAUCAAUACUAUUACAUUUUUUUAUCUAAAGGAGUUAGUUAUUUUGAGCAUUAUUUAGAUUUACAUUUUUAUAACUUAGACAAGGUUGAAAAUUUAAUAAGAAGUUAUAAUUCUGAUUUUUACCAAUAUAAACAUAUACAUUCUAUUAUUUUAAAAUAUCAUUAUUUUAAGAAGCUACCAGAAAGUUAUAUAGUUAAUUUUGAAAAAGAUAUUUUGAAAAGAAUUCAAAAUAAAAUAAAAUCACAGAGCAUGUAA